AUGACUUUUUUACAACCAAAGUCAUUACCAACUACUCCUUCAAUUAAUAUAAAAGAAAUGAAUCAAUCUACCAAUAACACUAGUACACAAGAUUAUUUUUCACUAAAACCAAAAUUAUCAUUAGAUAUGUCAACAUCAUCAAAAUCUUCAUACCAUUCAGAUCAUUCAGAGAAUGAAGAAGAUGAAGAUGAUGUAGAAGAUUUAGAAUCUACUGAAUUUGAUGAAACAAAAACUGAAAAUAUAGAUAAUAUAAUAGAUUCUUUUAAUCAAAUAUCAAUAAUAAAUCAUCAAGAUCAUAUAAAACAUCAACAUGAAUUAAAUAAUAACUCACAGAAUGAAGAAAUUUUCUAUUCACCAAUUACACCAUUUGAAACUUUAGAACAAGAAGAUCCAAACAACAUCAAACAACAUCAACCAAAUUUACCAUCAAAAUAUAUGAAUUUAAGUUUAUCAAAUAUUAUACCUAUACCAAAACAAUUAAAAUCAAGAUCAAGAUCUAGCUCACCACAAUUAUCAACCCCACCUUCACCAACAAACACCAAUAAUAAUACCUCCACAAACUCCACCUCACCUACUAAAUUCAAAUUAAAUUUCCCCAAUUUAUCAACCUACAACUUCCUAAUAGUUGAUGAUAAUAUAAUAAAUUUAAAAAUUUUAAAUAGAAUUUUAUCAAAAAUUUAUCCAAAAUCAAAUAUAACUCAAAUUCAAGAUUCAACUAAAAUUCCACAAUUGUUAGAAGAUAAUUUAUAUGAUUCAAUUUUCAUAGAUAUUGAAAUGCCCAAACUUAAUGGUUUUCAAAUUGCCAAAAUAAUAAGAAAUUAUAAAAAAUUUAAUAAAACAAGUUUAAUUGCAGUAACUACAAGAAAUUCACCACAAGAUCUCCUAGUUUUUCAAAAUUUAGGUAUUGAUUAUACUUUUAAUAAACCAUUAAAUUAUAAAUUAGAAUUUAUGAGUAAUAUUAUAGAUAAUUUAAUGAAAUUUAGACAAAAAAAUGAUAUAAAUAAUAUUAAUAAUUAUUUUCAAACAAGUGGUGGUAAUGAUUCAACUAAAAGUUCAAUUAGUUCAAUUAGUUCAAAUUCUACAAUUACUCAAUCUGAUUUAAUGAGUAAUAUAUCUUCAUCAUCUUCAAGUUCUUUGAUAACUUGUAGUUGUACUAAAUAA
Lodderomyces pseudojiufengensis is the source of this 1161-nucleotide messenger RNA. It is a transcript of the gene SRR1, whose product is annotated as Srr1p. Gene Ontology annotation, biological process: phosphorelay signal transduction system. The transcript has a single exon. The coding region runs from base 1 to 1161 and encodes 386 amino acids. Lineage: Eukaryota; Fungi; Ascomycota; Pichiomycetes; Serinales; Debaryomycetaceae. The record is from RefSeq and is a predicted model, not a curated record.